AUGAUGGAAUACGGAAGAACGCGCAAAGGGCCGCUGCCUGGAGGCCGCCAGGGCGCGUCUGGAGCUGGCGCUGGACGCGACAGCAUGCGAACCGCCAGCCGAGCGCGAGGUGCUGCACGACCACCCAGCAGCCCCUCGCAUCCAUCAUCCCCACCAGCUGGUUUGAUGUCGGCAGGGUCUUCGCGGGCCCAGCAAUCGGCACCCGCCACUGGUGGAGUACUCCGCAUGCGUUGGACAACCCAGAUGAACAGCAACGCAUUGCGGGCGUAUUUUAGGGCGAAAGGGGGAGAAACUGGAGGUUUUGCGUAUCGGGCAUGGAUGCAUCGACUUUUUGCUGAGCUGGAGCCAUCUGUAACCGUCACCGAGCAAAACCUGGCAGACCGAGUUCGGUAUAUCUUGCGCUCAAAUACAUUUGAUGUCACCGAACUCGAACGGCUACGACGUGAGGCUGUUCCUUCAUCGGGUGAAAAUGCUGCGGCUGAGGAUACGGCGCCACAACUUGCUGAGCAAACGGCAAAUGUGGAUGCCGUCGUGAAUAGGCCAGUUGUGGUUGAUUCAAACGAUGACGGAACAGUCGCCCAGGAACUGGAACUAGAGCAAAUGAGGAGUACAUUGGAGGAGGCGAUUGUGGAAACGCGCAGUAUGCCUCUCGAAAAUCUUUUUGGCGGACUCAAUUCUUUUUGGCGCCGCGCUGGCAACCUGCCGUAUCAUAGGCGCCAAGGUUUCCACGGCUGGACGCGUUACUGGCCAUAG
This is a messenger RNA of Parnassius apollo (apollo), 753 nucleotides long. The record is from the annotation of a GenBank genome assembly. NCBI's taxonomy places the organism in Eukaryota, Metazoa, Arthropoda, Insecta, Lepidoptera, Papilionidae.